Diabrotica virgifera virgifera (western corn rootworm) is the source of this 1507-nucleotide messenger RNA. RefSeq names its product odorant receptor 63a-like. The record is from RefSeq and is a predicted model, not a curated record. The coding region runs from base 58 to 1215 and encodes 385 amino acids. Gene Ontology annotation, biological process: detection of chemical stimulus involved in sensory perception of smell; sensory perception of smell. NCBI's taxonomy places the organism in Eukaryota, Metazoa, Arthropoda, Insecta, Coleoptera, Chrysomelidae. The transcript has 6 exons. Gene Ontology annotation, cellular component: plasma membrane. Gene Ontology annotation, molecular function: olfactory receptor activity; odorant binding.
GAAAUAGCUCACUUGAAAGUGGUUAUCCAAUGUUCUGUAUUUUGUGGAGUAUGGCCAAUGGUUUAUAAUCGCAAUGACAAACGUACGGUGAACAUAUGGUAUUACAUAUGGUCAUGGAUAUCAUGCGCCAUAUGUUUUUGUUAUUUACUAUCCUCUUGGACAGGUGUCUACGACAAUAUUGUGCAUGAUUUUGAUGUGCAAACUUGCAGCCAGUCAAUCAUGAGUUGCUGUCGUCAAACGAUUUAUAUCGCAAGAAUCUUUUAUUUGUGGAAAGAAGAUACUAUUAAUCUUCUACGUGGAAUAAAGAAAAGGGAAGAACAGAUAUACGAUUCUCAAGAUAAAGAUAUAAUAGAUAUAAUGAAUACAAAUAUUAAAAACAAUCGUAAGUUGGAUUGGUGGUACAUACUUUUUCAAAUGGGAGUUGUAUUCUUCUACAUGACCCUAGCUCCGUAUCUCUUUCCAACAGAGAAUGUAAUUCUGCAAGAUACAAACACAACUGUUAGCCAGAGGUCCUUACCAGUAAAAUAUUGGUUUCCUUUUGAUGAAGAAAAACACUUCAACAUAGCAUUUGGAUGGGAGAUAUUUAGUCUUAUGUUAGCUGGGCAAACGUCUUUCGCAUUGGACCUUUUCUUUUUCAGUUCUCUGGCUUUUAUUCUGGGACAAGUAAAAAUUCUGAGAUUUAUGCUUGACAAUUUUGAGAAAUACAGAGCAAAGGCCGAGGCUCAGGAAAAGUGUACACGUAGCACUGCAGAUCUUCUUACAUUGAAGCUUUUUAUUUGUGAACACCAACGACUCUUGCGUUUUAUCAAUGACUUCAAUUCGUGUAUGAGAACCUUGGUGCUGUUGGAUUUCUUUCAAACCUCCUUGCAGAUAGGAGUAUUAAUUAUGUAUGACUUAUAUGAACUGAAACGAGACAACCUUUUAUUACCGGCUUUAGGACUGUUCUACUUAAUACUAACGGGUGGAAAUGUGGCUAUAUAUUAUUGGUACGGUGACGAAAUAACAUCAGAGAGCUACGAUUUAGCAGAUGCAAUUUAUGAUAUCAAAUGGUACAACAAAUCAAAAGAAUUUAAAAAAAUGUUAUCGAUUUUAUUAACAAGAUGUCACACAGUGGUGGGAAUUGAGAUUGGAGGCAUAACAAUAAUGUCUAGGAAUAUUUGCAUUGGGCUAUUCAAGGGAGCCUACACGUUUGUUCAAUUUGCGCUGCAAAUGUAGAAAUACGUUUUGCUGUUAACAUUUUGCCGUAUUACAUAGAAAAUCUUAUAAUAGAUUUGAUGUUAUUACUAUCUCUUAAUAGUGUGACACUUUGCAAAUUUGGCACAAUAAAUGUUGCUUUGCUGACCACAAGCUUGUAGAAAAACACUACCGGAAUAGAACACUGCAUUCAACCUUAGCAUUCAACACAACAGAAGCAAUGGGUCAAUAGCCUUAUGAAAUAAAAUAAUAAUUUAUAAUAGCUUUUGCUUUGUUAUAGAUUACAUUAAAUAAUAAAGUUACCUAAAUAUAA